AUGGACUACUUCUACCCACAUCUUCAGACCGGCGUGACUGAGCCGGUGCUGGUCACCCAGGUCUGGGACUCUCAUCGCCUCUACUGCCAGCUGAGGAGCAUGUCUCAUGAGGUUCAGAGGCUGUCGGAGAGCAUGCACCAUUACUACGAGGUUCAGAAGGGUUGCGGAGAUCUAGGGCAGCAGCCAUCUUUAGUGCUGGGUCAGCCGUGUGCGUCUCGUGGCACAGACGGGCGGUGGUACCGCUCCUUGCUGCAGGAGUACUUCCCAGACAAGCAUCUGGCUACGGUCGUCCAUGUGGACUGGGGAAGGAGAGAGAUUGUAUCAUUAAGUGGAUUGAGAAACCUGGCCUCCGAAUUCUUCCGUAUGCCGGUGGUGACCUACCCUUGCACCAUGUAUGGCAUUUCCAGUGGAAUCUUAGGCUGGGACUCGGCGAUGUUAACGGAAAUCCGUUCUUUGCUGCUCGGAAGGCACGUCAGCGCGAAGAUUGAGUGCUACAAUUCUUACGAGCGUUUGUACGUGGUCACCUUGUUUGCCGAAGAUGGCGUGAACCUCAAUAACUUUCUCAGCUUGCAAUCACAAAGAGUUCAAGUGUGCCCGGGUAAGAUGCCUAGCGCCACAGAGCCUCCUCCACUUACAGAGGAUAAUGUGACAGAAGACAGUCCCUAUAGUUCCAAGUUCCCACCGGUAGAGCUUGAAAUCGGAAAAUUCAAAGACGCAGUGGUGGAAUAUGUCAUCGACCCCUCAAACUUUUGGAUCCGGCUUGAGAAGUAUGCAGAGAACUUUAAGGAAAUGGUAGAAGGUAUUACCACGAAGUAUACCAAAGCUUCAAAAUUGGAUGGGAUCAUAGCCUAUCCCAACGCUGGUCAGCUCUGCUGUGCAAAGUAUCAAGACAUGUACUACCGUGCCGAAAUUAUAUCGGUCAUCCAUAAAAAGGUGAAUGUAUACUUCCUGGAUAAUGGGAUAACCGAGACGGUGGACUGGACCGAAGUGAAGGAGCUGCCUGUACAGUUUUCAAAACUUCCAGGGCUGGCCAAUAAAUGCUGCCUUGCCGAGACGUACCCUCUAGGAGAGGCCUGGAGUCAGGAAGCCAUCUUGGCCUUUAAAGUAGCAGUCAUCGAUAAAAAGUUCAUCAUUCACGUGGUCUCAAAAGAUGGCGAUGAGUAUACCAUAGAGCUCAUUGACGAGUCCAGGUUCGAAGAAAAAAAUGUAGGAAAAAUACUGGCGAAAGUAGGACUAGCCAGCUUUGAGGAGCUCGAUUCUGUAAACCGUCCAACCAGCGGUGAAAAAAUGGCACACGAUGAAUCGGCUAGGGCCGCAUUGAAUCCGGCGGCUCCAGAUUACGUGUCUAAGGUUCAGGAGUCUGAUGCUUCUGCCAUCUAUGAAGAGAAUAUGGAGGACUCGCCCUUCGAAGAUCAGUUGUUUGAACCCGGCACAACGAUUGAGAUAAUGGUGUCACACGUUGAGCACCCUGGACUGUUUUGGUGCCAAAAUGCCAGCUAUAAAGCGGACCUUAACUCCUUGAUGGGAGCUAUACAGGACCAUUGUAUGUCCACAGAUUGCCCGUAUAGCGCUGAAACAUUGGCGUGUUUGGCAAGGAGUCCGAGUGAUGGGAUCUGGCGCCGAGCGUUCAUCACCGAGAGUCCCGUAAACAUGUCAAAAACAUCUGUUGUGAAAGUCUUAUACGUGGACUAUGGGAAGCAAGAGACGGUCUCUGUUACGAACCUCCGUGCCUUGAGCAGUGAAUUCUUCUACUUAAAGUCCCAGGCUUUUAAGUGUAGCCUCUACAAUAUCAUUACCCCAGUAGAGGGCAGCCCUUUCCUCUGGGACAAUAAUGCCUCAGAAGUUUUCAAGCAGUUUGUCCAGGGUGCCUCUAAAUGGACUGAAUUCCACUGUAUCGUCUAUGCGACUGCAAGUCUGAAUAAGGAGCUAUUUAAUAUUGUGGAUUUGUAUACCCCAUUCGAAAGCGUGUGCGAUACCCUAGUGCGGAGCAGCUACGCGGCACACCUGCAUCACAAGUCCCUGACGCCAUCUGUACAGCUUACCUCCUUCUACUAUUCAAAGCAUGACAUUAAAAUGGGGAACGAUGAGGAGAUCUAUGUAAUGCACGUCGUUUCACCAUCAUCUUUUUACGGACAUCUGGCCAGGGCUUUUGGAACCCUGGAUCAGAUUUCAUUGAAAAUCACCAAGGCUGUAAAAAAAGCACAAAAGAUAAAAUCGACUCCCAUCUCUGGCACUCUGUGUCUGGCAAAGUUUGUGGACCAGCAGUGGUAUCGUGGCCUCAUCGUUUAUGAGAAUGGAAUCAAGAAAAUAUUCUUUGUCGACUACGGCAAUACCGAAACUCUUCCAGAAGAAGACCUUUUACCAAUUAUGCCUAGCGAGAAUGACCUUUUAUUUACACCAAUGCAAGCUAUAAAAUUCUCCUUGUCUGAUACCCCAUCUAAGCUUCCGGAUGAAAUUGUAUCCUGGUUUGAAAACGUCGUUCUGGAUACAAAACUGCGGGCACAGAUUGUUGAGAAAGAUGCGGGUGGAAAGUUAUCUGUAGAGCUGUACGACGGUAAACUGCAGAUUAAUGCAGCCCUCAAAAGUAAGUUGGGUUUGUCGGUUCCAAAAGCCAAAUUAGAUCGUGGGGCGGGUGAUCAGUCCAAGACCUUCAAGCAGGAUGAUUCAAGGAAGUUGCCCAGUAAUACAAGCCACCAAGAAAGAAUGACCAGUUUCUCUGUAGGGAAGAAUGUUAAAAGCAGGGAUUCUGAUAUUCGUGAUCAUUCAGAUAUGGGUCAAGAACCAGAACCACGUUCCAGAAAGAAUCCAACCUUUCCAUAUAAAGCAGAAAAGAGAGAUCACAAUUCACAGUUUCAAGAUUUCAGUUCCCAGAAAAAGACUGAAACUGUCCAAAGAGGUUCAUACCAAGAAAGCCAUGGAGGGAGAGAUACAAAACAAGGUGGAAACAAGACCUUGCCAGAAAGACAAUCCUGCACAUUGGCAGUCGAUGCCAAACGCCAGUCUCCGGCAAAAGCACCCGUGGCGACAUUAAGUGAUAUUCCCAAGAGAACAAUUCUCCCUGGAAUGAAGGAACCUGUAUACAUUUCACAAACAAACUCUGUUUUUGACUUUUACCUUCAGGUAGCCGAGGACAGUCAGCUGGAUGAGAUGUCAGACAUUCUGAAUAACGAGAAGAGUUCUUUCGAGGAUCUCGGUGUUGACGACAUCCGUGUCGGAAACGUUAUUUGCGUUCCUUUUCCUGAUGAUGGACUGUAUUAUCGGGGACUAGUGACCAGGAAGAGCAGGCAAGGCCUAUGUGUGGAGUACAUCGAUUAUGGGAACACUUCUGCCCUCUCCGACUGUAAGAGCUACAGGCUCCCACAGAAGUGUCUCUCUGUUCCUGUAAUGAGCAUUCAUUGCUCGUUGGCUAAACCUAGAAAUGCAUUGACAUCACCCGACCUGCGGGAGCUGCUGGCUGAGUUUUCCAAGCGAGUGUGCGACAUCCAGCUUGAUUGCGAGUUUGUGACGCAAGAUGGCCCUAAGUGGGACGUAAUUCUUAAAGAUGAGCUAGGGUGCAUUAAUGAUCUGCUGACUGCCUCUGAAGAACCUGUGCCGGAAAAAAACAUUGCGGAAGUAAGCGAAAUGGUCAUGAAAAUGAAUAUUACGAAGGAGGAAACUUCUGUUAAAACCUUUACUUGGAAUUUGCCACAACCUGGGGCCACCGUAAAAGUCUUUGCUAGUGCAGCCGACAGCCCUGACUGUUUCUGGUGUCAACUCUCAACGGCAGAUAUUGACUCCCUGGCAUCACAAGUCCAAGAGGCUGGAGAGCAGUCCAUCAAGAGUGAUGAUUUUAUUGACUCCCUCAAGAUCGGCAGCCCUUGCAACGUCGUCUUUAGUGAGGAUGACAACUGGUACAGGGCUAUUGUUACUCGUCUGGAGGCCGGUCUGGUGACCGUCAGGUUCAUAGACUACGGUAAUGAAGACUCUGUUGGCCGAGACCAAAUUAAGCAGCUUCCUGAUUCUCUAAUACAAAUUCCUCCCCAAGCGUUUCCAUGCUGCCUGGCAGAUUUUGACAUGAAAGCAGGAACCUGGAGCCCAGAAGCCAAAAAUUACUUUUAUGAGAAGGUUACUGAAGACAUGCUGGAGUUAACAGUCUGUACAAUAGAAGAAAGUGACUCAUGCCAUAUACCGGUGGCUUCUGUAACAGUUAAGUGUAACCAGUUGGAAGUUAAUGAAGAGAUGAGGAGGUUUGGGGAAAAAGUACAGUGUACGGACCAAGAACUGCCGCAUGAACCCACCAACUUCAGUCCCAAGGAGAUAAUGGAAGAAGAUCAGUCUCACAGUUAUAUAGAUGCACCCACUGCAGACCCGGGAUCAAAUCUUGGAGAGCGCGCCCAGUAUGAAGAAGGGGUUGAAGACACCGUGGACUUACAUCAUACAGUACAUGUGGACCUGGCUGGAGAAGACUCGGAUCAUGCCGCUCUGAUCGAUCACGCUCCAGAGGACAUGGAUGAACUGGGGCUUCCCUUCAGGCGGAGGAUCGCAUCUCCACUAGAUGCUGUAGAGCUCCAGUCUCACAUGGGAAUGGGCUUUAGUUCUGGCCUCUUUCUGGUUUACUACCAAUACACCGUGGACUUACAUCAUACAGUACAUGUGGACCUGGCUGGAGAAGACUCGGAUCAUGCCGCUCUGAUCGAUCACGCUCCAGAGGACAUGGAUGAACUGGGUAACGUGUAG
Molecule: messenger RNA, 4716 nt
Organism: Bufo gargarizans (Asiatic toad)
Lineage: Eukaryota; Metazoa; Chordata; Amphibia; Anura; Bufonidae
Gene: TDRD6
Product: tudor domain containing 6
Exons: 4
Coding region: 1-4716 (1571 amino acids)
Source: RefSeq, a predicted model, not a curated record